AUGGCGGGGGGUAGCGCAGGCCAGGUCGCGGUGGGGUUGGGUAGCCCGUCAGCAUCGCCGACGCGGUCGACGCGUGGAGUGACGCCCAGCGGAAGGGUCCAAGACACACUUCGAUCGCUCGAAAACGCGACAUCGAAGACGUCAAAAAGACCGGCGACUCGAGCGACGCGGAUAUCGCCAGCCGAAACCGAAAUUGAACGCGUAAUCGAAGAGAAGAAGGCUCGCAGCAAUGGCGAGACCGGCAAGGCGAUGCUCCAGAGGGUGCUGGAGGUGUUGGGGAGAAUGGGAGGUGAAAUGGGAAGAUUGAAGGAUGCGAUACACGAACAGAGCGACACCAUCCGUGCCCAGGAGAGCCUGAUCCGAGAGCUCCAGUCUCAAGUCAAGGAAUCACGCAGAGAGUCUGAUCGCGAGAACAAGGAGUUGCGAGAGGAACUCCAAAAUACGAAGAAGGACCUGAGACAGAUUCGGGAGCAGCUUGAAGCGUUCAAUGCCGCAACGAACUCGGAGAGGAACAGCCCUCAAGCCUCGUAUGCGGACGUUGCCCGAAUAACGCCGUCGAAUAUAUCAACGAACCUGAGCAGCCCAUCAACGCGCAUGACACCAUCGUCGUUCAGCGACACGCUCUAUUGCACAAUCGACCUAUCACGAGUCGAAGAUCAGAACAGAGGCAGAGCGCAGGUGGGAGAAAUCCGGCAAGCCGUCGAGGCCGAGAUGAGGGCGAAGGAGGGUCAUGAAGGGUGGCGAUGCGCGGCAGUCGUGAAAGACGCGCGGAACGCAGAACGUGUUAAGAUCAUGUGCAGGAAUGAAACAGAACUUCAGAGAGUCAAAGACGCUGCGCAGAAGACGGCGGUCAUAGGAGCGCGGGUCAUGAGGGAUCAACUCUACCCAGUCAAGGUCGACAAUGCCAAUCGCACGGCAGUGUUGGACGCAGAAGGCUACGUCUUGACGGGUGCAGCCGAGGCACUUGGCGUGGAGAACAACGUCACCAUUGCCAAGAUUUCGUGGUUGAGCAAUAAAGAGAUAGGAAAAGCAAAUCGGUCACAAGGCCUUCUCAUGGAGUGCAUUGCGGCGGAGCCAAAAAAGCUAGGUAUCUUCCAGCUUAACGUACGCAAGCGAGACACGGUACAGCUCAGUGUUAUGAACGACGAGGAAUUGAAGGACUGCGCGGUGCUGGCGAUUGCAGAGCCCUACGCGCGCAAGAAGGACGGGAUGAUCGUGACGGCCCCGAUGGGCCAUAGCAGUUGGUCAAGGAUACUUCCGACGCAGACCAACGAGGCGGGAUGGCCGGUCAGGAGCAUGCUUUGGAUACGGAAGGACAUCGACUCGGAGCAGGUCCCGAUACCGUCGUCAGACCUGACAGCGGCUGUGCUGCAUCUGCCAGAUAGAGAUGUCUUGGUGAUGUCGGUGUAUGUACAAGGGAAGGACGAGGAGGCCCUGAUUCUCACAACGACGGAACUGGGCGGUCUAAUCACCCGUUUCCGUAACGGCACUGGCAAGCGAACCGAUGUGGUGUUGGCAGGGGACUUCAAUCGGCACGACCUACUCUGGGGAGGCGAUUGUGUCACGUCCAGGAGACAAGGUGAGGGUCAACCAAUCAUCGACCUUAUGAACGAACAUGGCCUUUGCAGCCUGCUCCCCCGCGGCACGAAGACUUGGCAGGGUCCAGAUAAGGAAAGCACGAUUGAUCUGAUGUUGGUGUCGACGGAACUGGCGGACGACAUGGUGAAAUGCGCCAUUCACCCAGCGGAAUAUGGAUCGGACCACCGGGCCAUUCAUACAGCCUUUGACAUCGACCUACCAGAAAGAGACCUCACACCGAGGCUUCUACUUAGGAACGCGCCCUGGACAGCAAUCAGGAACAGGACCGACCGCUUCAUGGAAGUACAUUGGGAUGACUUUCUGGCCGAUGACGGCAACAUUUGGAGGGCCGCUAAAUACCUCAAGGAACAGGCGGAGGAGCUGCUCAGUGCCUUUUUUCCGCCACUACCGGACGCUAUCGAGCCUGAACAUGAAGGACCGCAACGGGCGCCGGUGCCCAUGCCAGAACUGACCAUGGAGGAGAUUGAAAGGAAAGUCAUGACAGCCAAACCCUGGAAGGCGCCUGGAGACGACGGCCUGCCAGCCAUGCAAUGGCGAAUGGCAAAGAUCAUCCCACUGAAGAAGCCGGGAAAAGAUGAUUACACUGCGGCGAGGGCCUGGCGACCAAUAUCGUUGCUGUCGACACUGGGCAAGAUCCUGGAGGCGGUGAUGGCCGAGCGGAUUUCCUUUGCGGUGGAAACGUUUGGGCUGUUGCCAACUAACCACUUUGGAGCCAGGAAGAGGCGUUCCGCGGAGCAGGCUCUCGUGCUCCUGCAAGAGAAAAUCUACAAAGCAUGGCGAAUGGGCAAGGCUUCUACAACGGCUCGCAGCGAGGGGUUUGCCCGCGAGCUGGUCUUCCCAGGGAUCGCCGCUUUCGCCGAUUCUCUUUCUUUCUUCAACGCAGACCUAGUGCAGACCAAAAUCAGCACCUCCGGAGGAUCAAUCGCAUUCGUGGACGAUUACUCGGCUUGGGUCACAGGCUCGACUGCAGAGUCGAACCGGGACGGAAUCCAGUCCAUCAUCGACCGUGCCCUAGAGUGGGAAAAGCGGAGCGGGGCGACGUUCGAGGGCGACAAGACGACCAUCAUUCACUUUACACGAAUGGCCGAGCGCUCUAGCUCAAGUCCAUUUGUUAUCAAAGGAAGAACGAUCUGGCCACAGGAAAACGCCAAGGUGCUGGGAGUGGUCAUGGAUGCAAAACUACGAUAUAAGGAGCAUAUGUUGUUCACGGCUGCGGUUGCGCCUGCUAUGGAUUAUGCCUCCACUGCGGUGACCGGAGCGUUCCGUACCGUGUCGACGGCAGUCGCGGAAGCAGAGGCAAGCAUUCGGCCGGUGCGCAAGGCAUUGUCGUCGCGACGAGCUCAUCCGAAAGGCGAGGCGUAG
Molecule: messenger RNA, 2961 nt
Organism: Hirsutella rhossiliensis
Lineage: Eukaryota; Fungi; Ascomycota; Sordariomycetes; Hypocreales; Ophiocordycipitaceae
Product: endonuclease-reverse transcriptase domain-containing protein
Exons: 13
Coding region: 1-2961 (986 amino acids)
Molecular function (GO): catalytic activity
Source: RefSeq, a predicted model, not a curated record